AGAAAAAAAAAGAAAGACAAAAAUCAUAUUAAAAGAGAAAAGAAACUCGUCAACAUGCACUUUGAAAGUGAUUUUUCGCAAAAAGCAUAAGCACAAAAAUAAUCGCCCUGAUGAUUGUUAGCUUACUUCUCCUCACAUGUUUAUAGUCUCACUCGUGAACUGGAAAAUGUUGCUGUUGUGCGACAACGAUAAGAACAUACUGCCGUGAACGAUAGAAAUGAAAAUGAAACAAUAAAACAAAUAGUUGGCGCAAAAUGGUCGUUCAGCGUGACACUCAAACGACGGUAUGUUUUUCAGAUGUUCAUCCGCUGUGGGCCUAUCGCGACCAAGCGACUAGCUCGUACAGUUAUCUAAUCUGGAAGGUCUUCCUGACCCUUUUGGAUCCGACCGCUGUAAUGCGCAGUAAUGUUGUUUCUAUUUCUUUUUAUUUGUUUCGUCUUCCAGUUAUUUUUUGAUGCUACUGGGCAGAUUUCAGUUGAAUUGCGCACAGAAUCAGAAACUGUCAGUCGUUCGAGACGGUUCACAAUAAGCAGUCUCCAUCUAUUCACUCGAAUUCUACAGAGUUUGCUACUAUAGUUGUCUAGAAAGAUGAAAAACUUACUGCUAUCGGCUGGUGUGUUUGUUGUCGCCUUCCUGUUGGCUGGCACAGAUUUGUGGCCUUGCGGGACUCACGCAGCGAUUCUGCUCAACUAUGGCGACGAUGCGACACUUUUGACAAUUGCUGGAGAAAAUGACCCGUCGAGACAAAAACGACAAUUCAGGGGAACACCGAGCACGGAGCAAGAAAACACGGGAUUUGUUGGGAGAAAGAGUCGAAUAGCCCCCGUGCCUUCCGCACCGUUCACGGCGGAAUAUUUGGAAAAAUCGCGAAUGAUCUUCGACGCUCACCAGAUCCUCUACGGUCCUCUAUGGGAAUUGCAGGAGCAGUUCCCGAAUAAUAAUCGUGAUGAUUCUGCCGAUCUCAGCAAAGUCUUGAAUUACUUCAAAAACUACCAAAACAAAAAUUAUAACCUGAACACUCUUCCAGAGAAUUUGAAAAGGAAUUUCCCCACAACCGAACGGUUCCACCAAAUGUACCACAUGCGCAACGAAAUUUCCCAUCAGAGUUACUCGGUGGCAUGUUUCGAUUCGGACAAGAAAGUCCUAAUCGCGGUGGCCAAAUACUGGGAUGGCGUAAUAUCAAGCGGCGGAAGUUGGCAAAGAAGCCCAACUACCGCGAGUCCUGGCAUCAGAAACCGACAAACGUUGGAAUUAGCAAUCACCUUGGCUCUCGGGUACAGUGGAAGGUCAUCUACAUCGAACGCAAACAACAGCCAAUGCUCACGUCCUGCGACUGUCACCACUGGCAGCGGUGGGGGUUCCUCUCAGACUUUUAAUUCGAGACGUUCUACUCCUAGGCCUUCUAAUCCAGGAAGGCUUUCUGGCAGUGGAUAGUGGCAGGCAACAAAUUACAAUUGCACAAUUUUUUAUCGUUUUGAAGUGAAUGAAUCGCUAUGUAACAUGACUGCAUGCAACUUUUUACAGUGGUUAUUGCUAAUUUGGAUUGCUUCUAGUUCGGUGAAUAUUCAAUACAUUGCGUCAUUAACCUAAAUCACAUAGAGUUGGCAAAGGGACAGAAUAGGAAAGAGUGAUUCAAGAAGUCUGUUGCUGAAAGCUCGGCUGAAAGAGAGGCCAAAUUGAAAGGCUCUAAAUUAAAGUCGGUACUCGAUACGAUCAAACUGAAGUGGCUCCAGCACAAGAAGCUGGUUAAGAAAAUCGACUCGAAAUUUGUGACAUUGAUCGUUGGGGUUGACCACGAUGACAACAAAGUUCGAAAAACAGCAAAAACGAAAAAACAAAUAAUCUGCUACUCGAAGAAGCGCGGGAUGACGGGCAACUGCCAAAAUCGGCCGGGGCGAUCGAAUCGAAUAGAGAAUGAAACAAUGUUAAAA
Messenger RNA from Daphnia pulicaria, 1931 nucleotides. RefSeq lists its product as uncharacterized. NCBI's taxonomy places the organism in Eukaryota, Metazoa, Arthropoda, Branchiopoda, Diplostraca, Daphniidae. Bases 589 to 1434 code for a protein of 281 amino acids. The transcript is spliced from 4 exons. The record is from RefSeq and is a predicted model, not a curated record.